Budorcas taxicolor (takin) is the source of this 8292-nucleotide messenger RNA. RefSeq names its product B double prime 1, subunit of RNA polymerase III transcription initiation factor IIIB (gene BDP1). Gene Ontology annotation, biological process: RNA polymerase III preinitiation complex assembly. The coding region runs from base 1 to 8292 and encodes 2763 amino acids. NCBI's taxonomy places the organism in Eukaryota, Metazoa, Chordata, Mammalia, Artiodactyla, Bovidae. The transcript is spliced from 39 exons. The record is from RefSeq and is a predicted model, not a curated record. Gene Ontology annotation, cellular component: transcription factor TFIIIB complex. Gene Ontology annotation, molecular function: TFIIIC-class transcription factor complex binding.
AUGUUCCGCAGGGCACGCCUUAGCGUGAAGCCGAAUGUCAGGCCCGGAGCAGGCGCCAGGGCCUCCACCGCCCCCAGUUCCCAGCGUGAACAAGAAGCUCCAAGGCCGCAGGAGCCUGCCGCGGCCUCUGCUCCGAAGCCUCCGGAAUCCACAGAUGUGCCCCCGGUGGAUUUCGGGGAAGCGGAGCCCCAAGACAAGAUUCCCAAGAGCAGUGUUGAAAAGACUGAUGAUGGGAAGGAUGUUGAAGAAUCCAGUAAGCCUUCCUUUACUGUUUCACAGAAAAGAAAGCGAAUACCAAGUACUUCUAGUCUGGUCAAACCUAGUGUCAGUGUUCCUUCAGAACCUCAUCCUUUAUCUACAGUUAAUCAAGAAGCUCCACAGCCAAACCCUGUUCCAACAAAAGAGAAACAGCCAUGUUCAGACAGAUACCGAAUAUACAAAGCCCAGAAACUGAGGGAAAUGUUAAAAGAAGAAUUGAGGAAAGAGAAGAAGCAAUGGAAAAACAAGUAUGCCGUAAAUGAAACUCAAAGGCCACCGGAUCGUUCCAAAAUGACUAUGAGAGACUUCAUAUAUUAUCUACCAGAAAGCAAUCCAAUGACUUCUUCACUGGAGCAGGAAAAGAAAACUGAAAAAUCAUCGACACCAGUCCGAACACGAGAGCCAGAAGGCAAGACUACUCCUGAUGGGGAAGAUAACGAAGAAGUAGAAGAAGAGUUGGAUGAUGGGCCCUUGCUGGUUCCUCGAGUAAAAGUGGCAGAAGAUGGUUCUAUUAUUUUGGAUGAAGAAAGUUUAACUGUAGAAGUUUUAAGGACAAAAGGUCCCUGUGUUGUUGAGGAAAAUGACCCCAUAUUUGAGCGUGGUUCUACAACUACAUAUUCCAGCUUUAGGAAAAGCUACUACUCUAAACCAUGGUCAAAUAAAGAGACAGAUAUGUUUUUUUUAGCCAUCAGCAUGGUAGGAACUGACUUUUCUAUGAUUGGACAGCUUUUUCCUCACAGAGCAAGAAUAGAAAUUAAGAAUAAAUUUAAACGUGAAGAGAAAACAAAUGGAUGGAGAAUAGACAAAGCAUUCCAGGAAAAGCGCCCUUUUGACUUCGAUUUUUUUGCUCAUUUGCUUCAGAAAGUUCUUGCCGAAGAAGAGAAAAGAAAACAAAAAUCUGUUAAAAAUCAGAGUUCAAAGGAGAAGAAGUCCUCUAAAUCACGGAAAAAUGUAAAAGUGAAAAAAGUUGCUAAUGAUGAUCGAGAUGAGUCUGUGAGCACUAAAAUUUCAAACUCAGGAAGGUCGCAAAAGGAUGCUCAGACAGUUGAAGAAGAACUGCAGUCUCUGACUUUAUCUGAACAGGAUUCAGAACAGAAUGCAUUAGAACUAGACGUAAAUCAAAAGAAAAGAAGAAGAAAGAAUCAGGGUGAAGGUAGUGAACAAGAAGUGUAUCUUUCAGGAAGUGCCACUGUUCAGCCAGGCUCUUCUAAAGGAGAAAAACACAAAAAUAAAGGCCUGUCUUUAAGUCCUGAGAUUAAUGAAAAUGAAUCCAGUAAGGAACAAGAGCUUCCCUGUGUACAGGACACAGAUGACCUUGUGGGUUUAUCCUCUAGUGAAGACACUGAGAAAAGAACUGACCCUAUUCUUUCAUCAAGUCAACAAGAUGUCAUAUCAGUAGCAACUGAGACUGCAGAAUCAAACACUUCAGACUUGCCUUCAUCAGAAGGUGGCAUUAGAGCAUUGUGUGGGGUGAAUAGUGCUGAGAGUAGUUGUACAGAAGAGAGAGAUGUUGACCUAAAAGAUAAAGCACUGGAACCUGAUCAAACAGAAACUAUUAAACCAAUGACAAGAGGACGACUCCAGAGACCUAAACCCAAUUUAUCGAGGGCAAUUGGGAAGAAAUCAGUUCUUUCUCGAGGUAAAACAGAUGCAGAGGACAAGAGUUUACAUAAAGAAACUCCUGUUGAAAAGAGUCCCAUGGAAAAGGAUGGUAUUUCUGGAAUGGAGAAUACAGAGAAAGGGAACCGAGAACCUGACACUGUAUCUAAUUUGAGUGAAAAAACUUGUCUGCAGGAAGAUGAUCAACCAAAGGCUUUCAGACCUGCACGACUAAUGCGGGGCUUAUUACAAAGGCUGAAACCAAAUGUAGGUAAAGCUGCUGAAAGAAAAGGAACUCUUACAUCACAGGAAAAGCCCAGUGCCAGUAUAGAAAAGAAUGAAAAUGAAUCCUGCAUCAAUAGAAAUACUCCUGAACAGAUAGAAGAUCAAUCAUGUGAAAAUUUUGAGUGUGAAGACAUUGCAUCACUACCUGAAAAAAAGGACAGUUCCUUUCAAAAUGUGCAGUCAGAUGAGCCCAAGGCUGUUAAUGAAUGUCUGAGUAUUCAGGAGGAUAAUAGAGCAAAUAAAGAUGUUCGAAUUCCAAAGACUCGAUUUCAGAAACCAAAGCCAAAUAUAGGGAGGAGAACUGGAAGAAGAGGAAUUUCCUCAAAGGAAGAGGUACCAAAGGAGGUAAUUGCCUCUGAGGAGAUGACAGCAGCUUUGAGAGAAACUGCAACACUGAAAACCUCACUAAGGGAGAAGGAACCUGUGGAGACUAAUACUACUAAGGAAAUGGAGUCAGAUUUAAAAGAAAUUGGAAGAAAAGACAUCUCUUCCAGGGAUAUAACGCCGGAAAUGAGUGAUGUCGCUGUGGAAAUGGAGACAGAUUUGAAAGAAACUGAGAAAAAUGACAUCUCUCCCAGGGAAAACAUGCCAGAAAUAAGUGAUGUCACUGUGGAAAUGAAGACUGAUUUGAAGGAAACCGAAAAAAAUGACAUCUCUCCCAUGGAGAAGAUACCAGAAAUGAUUGCUGUCAUUGCAGAAAUGGAAACAGAUUUGAAAGAAACUGGAAAAAAUGACAUCUCUCCCAGGGAGAAAAUGCCAGAAAUGAGUGAUGUCACUGCAGAAAUGGAGACAGAUUUGAAAGAAACUGAAAAAUAUGACAUCUCUCCCAGGGAGAAAAUGCCAGAAAUGAGUCCUAUCAUUGCAGACAUGGAGACAGAUUUGAAAGAAACCGGAAAAAAUGACAUCUCUCCCAGGGAGACAGUACCAGAAAUGAUUGAUGUCACUGCAGAAAUGGGGACAGAUUUGAAGGAAACCAGAAAAAAUGACAUCUCUCCCAGGGAGGAAAUACCAGAAAUGAGUGAUGUCACUGUGGAAAUGAAGACUGAUUUGAAAGAAGUUGGAACAAAUGACAUCCUUCCCAGGGAGAAAAUGCCAGAAAUGAUUGAUGUCACUGCAGAAAUGGGGACAGAUUUGAAAGAAACCGGGAAAAAUGACAUCUCUCCCAGGGAGGAAAUACCAGAAAUGAGUGAUGUCACUGUGGAAAAGAAGACUGAUUUGAAAGAAGUUGGAAAAAAUGACAUUUUUGCCAGGGAGAAAAUGCCAGAAAUGAUUGAUGUCACUGCAGAAAUGGGGACAGAUUUGAAAGAAACCAGAAAAAAUGACAUCUCUCCCAGGGAGGAAAUACCAGAAAUGAGUGAUGUCACUGUGGAAAUGAAGACUGAUUUGAAAGAAGUUGGAACAAAUGACAUCCCUCCCAGGGAGAAAAUGCCAGAAAUGAUUGAUGUCACUGCAGAAAUGGGGACAGAUUUGAAAGAAACCGGAAAAAAUAACAUUUCUCCCAGGGAGAAAAUAGCAGAAAUGAUUGAUGUCUCUGUGGAACUAGAGACAGAUUCAAGAGAAACUGGAAAAAAUGACAUUUUUGCCAGGGAGAAAAUGCCAGAAAUGAGUGAUGUCACUGCAGAAAUGGAGACAGAUUUGAAAGAAACCAGAAGAGAGAUUUUCCCAGGGGAGGAGAUAACAGUGGUGACUGAGGCCACAGAGGAAAGAAAGACAGAUUUGGAAGAGACUGAAAGAAGAGAAAUGUCCCUAGAGGAAAAUGUCCCAGAGGAAGUUGAUACUAUUUGUGAGGUAGAAACAGAUUUGAAAAAAACUGAGAGAGAAAUUUCCCCAAAUGAGAUAGCAGAGAUGCCUGGUGCUGCUGAGGAAGUAGAGACAGGUCUAGAAGAAACUGAUAGAAGAGAAAUAUCUACACAAAAAAAAGCCUCAGAGGUCAAAACUAUAGGUGAUGAAAUGGAUAUAGAUUUGAAAGAAAUUGGAAUAGAAAUUUCCCCAAGGGAAAAGAUAUUAUUGGGGAUCAGUGCCACAGGGGAAAGAGAGACUGAUGUGGAAGAAACUGGGCAGACAGACAUUUUCCUGAUGGAGAAAGCAUCAGCAAAGGUGGCUGCCAUUGAGGAAAUAGAGGCAGAUUUGAGAGACACUGGAAAAGAAAUUUCCUUGACGAAAAGCAGAUCAGAAGAGAUCGAGAAAAGCGUGGCAGAUUCGAAAAACAUAGAAAAAAUAGACAUUUCCCUAAGGGAAAAAGAACCAGAGGAGACUGGGACCUCAAGUCGAGCUGAGGCAGAUCCCUUGCAGGCCAGCAGUGGUGACUCCAGCACUGUGCCUUCACUGACUAAGAGAGACUUGGGCAGGGAAGUGCUAUCUGCUGUGGUUCAUACAUCUGUAGAAGAAAAAAAUUCUGAAAAGGAAGUGUCAAGUCAGUUGAGUCAUUUGAACAUUUCUUCUCAGUCUUCUGAACUUGAUAAAAUAGAAGACCAGAGGAUGCGACCUCCAAGUGUUCCAGAGCAGUUUUCAGAUGUUAAUAUAAGCAAAUCUCUUCCUCAAGAACAGACACCAUGUGAAGUUAAGCUGACACCCUUUGUGAGAAGUAGAUUCAAAAGACCUAAACCAAACUUACCAAGAGCAGCUUCAAAAAGAGAGACUACGAAAGCAGAAAAGCAUGCACCUGGGAAGGAGGUGGAAGCUGAUAAAACAGAGACGGUUGUGAUACAGCAGAACUGUGAACAAAUGAGUACUCUCCCUUCUCAACAUGAUGUGGCUUCUCUAAUGACAUCAAGAGAGAAAGACAAAUUAGAUCACGGUCCAGAGGAGACUGUGAUAUUACCAUGUGUGCAGACUGUAAAGGACCUUUCACCUUUGAGUUCUUGUGAAUCUAAAGAGGAGUCUCAGUCUACACAAGCCCAGGAAAAGAAAUUAGUUGUCUCUAUGGGGACUCAUAAUAUAAACACUUUUGAACAAGGAAUAAAGGAAAGGGUUAUCCAAUCUGCUCCACUAGUAAGGGGUCGACUUCAGAGACCCAGACCAAACUUAAGAAAGGUGGGCCAGAGGCAAGUAAUAGAAAAAAGUGAAACCAAAGAAACAACUAAGGAAGAAAAGAUGCUACAAAAAGACGAAACUGGAGAGAAAUUCCUGACUGUGCCAAAUUCUCAAAUUGCAACUGAAAUUGAAGUUGUAUCCUCUGAAGUGUCAGAAGGCAGAAUGUCUGAAAACCAGAGCCACGUUCUUUUAGAAAACGUUCAUAUUAACAAAGUAGAUGUUCUAGAUGAAAAGAUGAGACAUGGACAUGAAACGUAUGUUCCUAGUCCACCACAAAUGAUAGGAGGACAGUUCCAAAGGGCUAAGCCAAAUUUGGGAAGAGCACAAAGUAAGAAAGAAGCAUCAGACAUAGAAGAAGACAGAGCAGACCAGAGGAAGGCAAGGAAGCCAGAAGAUAGUUUGUCGCAGCAUGAAGGUUCUGACAGCCAGCUUCUUCCAAAAGGAAAACCUGAGUUUCUGACAUCUCUGGAGGUUUCAGCAAGAAAAGAUUCUGUAGGUUCCGAGGAGACUGAAUUGGCAAAAAAAGAUGCUCAAUCAGAAGUUGAACCAUCUGGGAGUGUUGGAGAGAAGACUGGAGAGGAUAAUUCCGUGUGUGCAGUUGUGGAAAAGCGGUGUAUCAGUAAACCGAGCUCCCCUCAAUUGUUAAAAGAACCAGAUAACUCUAAAAUUGCUCUGGAUCGAAGAAGAGCGCUCUCUUCUGCCUCUGAGCGUGAGAUAGAUCAUAGUAGAAGGAGAGUACGUCGAAAGGUUAAACCGAGCAUCCCCAAAGGGCGUGGCUCAAAACGAAGUCGGAGUAAGACUUCUAAGAAGGAACCCAGAGCUUCCAGGUCUGUGCUGGUGACUCUUCGAGCUUCCCAGGAAGAAGAAGAUGAUGAUGGUGAAGACUUUGAGUCUGACUACGAAGAAGAAAGCUAUCAUCUUGCUCCUGAAGAAGUAAACAAAGCUCCAGUGUUUGUACCUAUUGGUCUCAGAUCUCCCGAACCUGUUCCUGUUCAGAUUGAGGAAACUAUGGAAGAGCUUGUAAUCCCCACGAAUGUCACAGAUGUAGGAUGCAUAACUGUUGUUGAACAUCAGCUUUCAUCAAACGUGGAUGUGAUUCCUCAAGAAAUGAGACAAGAAGAAAAUUUGAAUGCAUUAUCAGUUGAAAUGACCAUAGGUGAACAUUCCCAAGCUGAAACAGAAAGUACCAACGAUGGGAGCACUGAAGCUGCCAUAACCCUACUGACUAUGGGAGAUCUGGUGUUGCAGUCAGAGAUUAGCCCAGAACAGAGUGAUGGAAUAUGUAUACUUCCUGAUGCUCAUUCAGUCGAUCAAAGCCAUAUUCCUUUUAGCCCAGAUAAUGUAAAUCUCAAAAUUGUUCAUGAAUGUCAAGAACCUUCUUCACCUGGCCAUAAUACAUCUCCAUCAGUAGAACAAAACAAGAUUGUAUUGGAUGUGGAUAAACAGAAUACUAAAGAAGAAAUUGGUUUGACAGAAGUAAAGGAAAACACUACAUCAUCCAGGACUACAACUUCUGAAGUGACCAAUAAUGUGAGAAAAAGAAGUAGAUUUGCCAAGCCCAAGCCAAAUCUUAAGAAGAUUUUAGGGACCAAGAGAUUUGGUGCUCAUCAGAAAGUUCCUAGUUUGUUUGUAACUAAAGGAGAAGAAGUGGAAAUUCAAAGAGAAACUGAGAAAAAUGCUUCUCAAGAAACAGAAUUAGAAGAUAAAAACCUAGGGUUGGUUAUAGCAACAGAGAGUACAGAGCAGACCAAAGUGGCAUCUGCACAUGGUGUUGAAGAGACCAGUAUUUCACAAGAAACUCACCUAACUGAAAGAGGUGAAGAUCAAGAAGGGACAUCUGAAGAAGUUCCGAUAUCAUCAGUUGCUCCCGCUGUCUCUUCUGAGUCAGGGCCCCACACAGGCGGUCUGGGCAUGGGUCUUGGUGAGAGUUCUGUUGAAGAGCCUCUGGGAAAGGACUUUAACGGAGAUCCUGUGCUCACACUAAAUGUGCCAGAGUGUAUACCAACUAGUAUUCCAGAAGUCCAGCAAGAGAAUGUAAACGAUCUUCAAGACAUAACAGUCAAUCUAGUUAAUGUACAUCAGGAUGGUGAGGAUGAACAAACUUUCAUCUUAACUCUGGUGGAAAUCCCAGAAGGAUAUGCUGAUAGCACUAUGCAGUUAAUGCCAAAUCCUUUACUGCCGGCGCCCAUAUUGGUCAAAUCGAUGAAUACAAAAGAAAGAGAAGACACGAGUAUCAGUUUUCCAGUAACUUCAGUUGGUCAAGAUGACAUGUGUUUAUCUAAUUCUGAAAGAGAUGAUUCAGAAACGUCUGCUGCUAAUUUGAAUCUUGUAUCUAGGAAGAGAUAUCAUUGUAGCGUUGAUGAAAGUGACCAUGUCCCUCCUGCCAAAAAAACUUCACUCACUUCAAUAGAUUGUCAAAAAUAUACCUCUGAGGUGUGUUCAAAGGAAUUAAAAAAUGUUUUGGAGGAAACAGGGGAGUCUUACAAGGGACAGAAUAUCUUCCCUACCUCAGGAAACAUACAGACAAUUUCAGAACCUCAGAAAGAGCAACUUGAACCAACUUCUCAGAGUAUCAGAUCUGGAUCUCUUAAUAAAAUAACAGAUACACAAGAAAAGGAUGCAUCUCAGUUACCUCAGGAUGAGGUAAUGGUGUCUGAUAAGGAAGAAAGAACUUGUGCUGCUUCUGAGUCUGAACAAAUGGGCAGCAUCACAUCGUCUUCAAAACCCCCCCUAACCAGACCUGGCAGAAGACCCCUGGGAUUUUUGUCUUUACUAUGUUCAAAGAAUAGCUUGGACUCUGAUGAACCUACACAGGUUCAUAGUAAGAAACGACUAAAACCUGUUAUACCUGUAUCAAGACAAAAUUUGAAAAGAUCUAAUCUGCCUAGUGUAAGCCAGAAAAAAACUCAAGAGUCCUCUGACGUUCCAUCUCCAAGUGUUGUUGACAAUACUCAACAUACGAAUAAUGCUAGUUCAGCAACUCAGGUUUCUCAUAAUCGUCCCUUACUGAAAGGAGAAUGUAAAGGUGGCCAAAACCGGGUACCUGAAGAGGAGCCAACCACAGUCUCUGAAUAUUUCUUUAAUGAUAUCUUUAUUGAAGUGGAUGAAACAGAAUAG